CUGAAGCAGGCCAAAGAGCGCGAUUACGACAUCCACAACGACUCUUUACCCGAGGGGUUUGAGAUAGUCGAGGAUUACGACGGACCUAGAGGAAGAUCACCUACACCACGUUUCAAUCCAGGAGCAAUCACAGCAAGUGCUACCACGCCCGCCUUCUGAGCUCAUCAUGCCAAGCAUGCGCCAUCUCGCAGCGCUCGGCGCGUCCAUGGCCGUCGCCUGUGCUCUUUCUCUGCCGCAGGGAACGACAGGCCCAUCGGGCGGCUUCUCUCCUUAUCCGCAAAACACGAGCAUCACCUACUACAAUGGUCUGUCCGCCGCUGCAGGAGCGGAUCUUGGCGCUGUCCAUGAGCUGUCAUCCAGCGCCGUCCAGACGACUUGCGGCAAGGCUGUGGGUGAGGACGUCAUCCAGGUGCGUUUCCUGAAAUCAGCAUUUUGCGAGGGCUUCCUGCUAACCAAGAUCAAGUCGCUGUACUGUACGCCUCUAAGGUAUAGUGGAGUCGCCAUCGCACAAACCGUCAAUGGCAGCUGCACCUUCACCCUGUUUUCUGAUACGGACAGCUGCUCUCUGCUCGGACAGGGUGCCGGCGGCGCGAUGGGCUUCGGUUACAACAAGCAUGUCAUCGUUAUCCCCAACGGAGAUGAGUCGACUUGCAUCGCGACUGGUGUGGGUGGCGGAGGAACGGCCAGCGGUGUCUGGGCGUGUGGAUGAGGUUGAGUGUGGUGAGAUAUGCUUUCCGGGGUCAAGGGUGUCUCGAGAUGGGUGAAGGAAAGCAGCAGGCACUUUCUUCCCUUUCUCUCAUCAAU
This is a messenger RNA of Pseudocercospora fijiensis CIRAD86, 804 nucleotides long. RefSeq lists its product as uncharacterized. Bases 167 to 709 code for a protein of 180 amino acids. The transcript has a single exon. Lineage: Eukaryota; Fungi; Ascomycota; Dothideomycetes; Mycosphaerellales; Mycosphaerellaceae. The record is from RefSeq and is a predicted model, not a curated record.